AACUCUACCUUGACAUAACCACCAACUCCACAAUACAAAUACUCAAGAUGUCCGCCCAAAACUCUGCGGGUAUCCAGACCCUGCUCGAUGCCGAGCGUGAAGCCCAGAAGAUCGUCCAGCAAGCAAGAGAAUACCGCACCAAGCGCGUAAAGGACGCUCGAAACGAAGCGCAAAAGGAAAUCGACGAUUACAGGAACGAGAAGGAGGCCGAGUACCAGAAGUUUGAGAAGGAGCACAGCUCAGGCAACCAAAAGGCCGAAGAGGAUGCAAAGAAGGACACUGAUGCCAAGAUCAAGGAGAUUGAGGAGAUUGGCAACAAGUCAGGUGGAAAGGUUGUUGACCAGUUGAUUGAGGCCGUCAUCAGCGCACACCCAGAGCCACCAAAGAAAUAAGGGCGGAUAGAGGCGGGCAGUCCUUCGGAGAUGCAAGCGGGUAAUCAAGAGCAUCUAUUGUCAAAGAGUCGAGCACUUUGAGCAGCGUUGCAAGCGGUGUUUCCUGUACAGCACCUUGCAGUGCCAAGGUUCAACUACACUUUCUGGUUUGAAUGCAAUAUACGAGACACUAUGAGAAGAGUCUCAUUAUGUAUCAAGUGAA
Messenger RNA from Bipolaris maydis ATCC 48331, 594 nucleotides. RefSeq names its product H+-ATPase G subunit-domain-containing protein. The record is from RefSeq and is a predicted model, not a curated record. Gene Ontology annotation, biological process: proton transmembrane transport; ubiquitin-dependent endocytosis. Gene Ontology annotation, molecular function: ubiquitin protein ligase binding; proton-transporting ATPase activity, rotational mechanism; protein-macromolecule adaptor activity. Gene Ontology annotation, cellular component: vacuolar proton-transporting V-type ATPase complex; cytoplasm; cytosol. NCBI's taxonomy places the organism in Eukaryota, Fungi, Ascomycota, Dothideomycetes, Pleosporales, Pleosporaceae.